AUGACCGAUAACACAGGCAACCAAGACCAAAACGAAGGCGGAAGCGGCGGGCUCCUCGGUAGCGUGACUGGGGGCGUCGAAAAUAUCCUCACGGGCGGCGAUAAGGCUAAGGGCCAAGGAGGACUUCUCGGAGGCCUUGGUGGAGCGGUCGGCAAGACGACAGAAGGCGCCGGAAAUGCCCUCAAUCAGACGACCGAGGGGGUCGGUAACACGGCCGGCUCAGCAACGGAGGGAGUCGGAAACGUUGGCAAAGGUGUCACGGGGACCUUAGAUAAUACCGUUAAAGGAGUAACUGGCUCGGGACAGGAACGGAAGUAG
Daldinia childiae is the source of this 318-nucleotide messenger RNA. RefSeq lists its product as uncharacterized. Lineage: Eukaryota; Fungi; Ascomycota; Sordariomycetes; Xylariales; Hypoxylaceae. The coding region runs from base 1 to 318 and encodes 105 amino acids. The transcript has a single exon. The record is from RefSeq and is a predicted model, not a curated record.